Messenger RNA from Lachancea thermotolerans CBS 6340, 3402 nucleotides. It is a transcript of the gene RAD9, whose product is annotated as chromatin-binding protein RAD9. The record is from RefSeq and is a predicted model, not a curated record. Gene Ontology annotation, molecular function: histone binding. Gene Ontology annotation, biological process: positive regulation of transcription by RNA polymerase II; DNA damage checkpoint signaling. The transcript has a single exon. NCBI's taxonomy places the organism in Eukaryota, Fungi, Ascomycota, Saccharomycetes, Saccharomycetales, Saccharomycetaceae. Gene Ontology annotation, cellular component: nucleus. Bases 1 to 3402 code for a protein of 1133 amino acids.
AUGGACAGUGAUGAACUCGAAAAGGAACGGUAUCGAGUCAUCAAUGAGACACCGACUAUCCAACGAGCUACAAGGGAUUUAAAUGAAACAUCAGAUACAGCCUUCAAAGAAAAUAACCUGAGCUUGAGGAAGCGAGAUGGUGCUACUGAGAAGAGGGAUGGAAAAAGACAAGAUGCGACAGAAGGCGCGAUCGUAGCAGCUAACAACUCGGAGCAUACGAGCGGGACGUCUCAGAACUCUGGCCGCAACAAAAACAACGUGGAGGAGCCAAGGUUGGGUGAGGAAAUUGUCACCCCAAAUCUCGAAAGGGUCAAGGCUUUUUUCAAAAAGAGUAGUGCAAACAAACUGGGCUCUGGAAUCAAGAUUGCAAGCUCGCCGGAUGAUACCCCACAGUCGCAGCGACUGAAGUCUGACCCUGCCGCCAGAGAAACACCCUCAGGUGCUAUUAUUCAACGUCUGAAAGAUGACCAACAAAAAAGGUUCAAUAGGAGCGAAUUUGAUUUCACCACAUCGGAGGGAAACACAUUGAACAAAGCACACAAUAUUGGCUCAAGCCCUUCUGUACAUUAUAAGACUGAUGCAAUAUCACCAUUGUCUGCUGCAAAUACUUCAGCCCGUUUCCUAAGUGGUACUCCACUGGCUCACAAGAACAUGUUAUUACAGCUAGAAACUCCUCAAAUUAAUAGCACUUCUUCAGAGGUUAAAAAUGGAUUUGUUCCCCGCGUAGGUCAAAUAAAAGGCGAUAUUGAAAUACCUGCGACAGUUGCAAGUGCAUUGAAGGGUGAAAAAAAGACGGUAGAUACCAAACCAGUGCAUGCAAAUGGAGAAGAACCUCUUCCUUCACCAGGCGGCCUUUCGGAGGGACCAACCUCUCAACUGUUUCCAACGAUGGAUAUCAGCACCCAACCCAUACAUAUAGAGGGCGAUAGAUCUUUCCCGGACACAAGGUUCGAGGGAUCUGAAACUCAAGUCGACGUAACAUUUCCAAUACCUUCCCUUACCAAUGGUGAACAGUCAAGGGACAACAUUGAAUCCCCACUGGUCGCCAGGUUUGGAACGCAGAAGUUUACACCGGCUCAUUGGUUGAGCCCCGAGAAGGAUACUCAGACACAGUUAGUAUUAUCUUCACAAAAUGUCACGCCUAGUUCCAAGGAAAGGCUUUCGCCAGGAUCCAAAAUACGGCUAGGUCUCCCCCAAAACAUGAGCAAAUUAAAUGAGCAAGGAAAAUGCUCUUCUAUAGGACGCGGAGAAGGAAGCCCUGAGAUUCACAGUGAAAGCUCAAUAAGCACCUUGUCUGACAGCAGGGUAGAAGAAGUGGACAGUGAAAAACGGAUUAAGCUACGAUUCUCGAACGUCUAUGAACAUAAUAACGAGACCAACACCGCUUCUGAUGAAGAUGCUUUUGAUGAAAAGGUUGUAUACAGUGAUGGUGAAAACACUCAGGAACUACCAGAAGUUGAAGAUGGAUUUGCCACUGAGGCUCGCAAUACUGGCCACAAAGACUCAAGCAUACCUAGCCAAAAAUACCGCUUUCAACUCUCUUCCACUCAAGAACUUAGCAUAGAGCCCAAAAACAUCUCACAGAUUUCAUUAGAAGAAUCCCAGGAAAUUGUCAAGAACAGAAGACACCUGCGCUGGAGGAGGAAUAAUAAGUUACACCCAGUCAAGUUGGUAGAGACAGCUGACCAGGAUUUUCCGAGCAUUGAAGGCUCCCCUCCAAAUAAAUUAAGAAAGUUGACAACGUGCAAUGAUACUGAAGCUGACAACCAGGAGUUUUCCAAGAAAGAGCGUGUCAAAGAACAGAAAACUAUGGAAGAAAAAAAACUAAGCAAUUUUGAAAGAUGGGGAAGCGAUACAAAAAGCGAAUCACAGGAGCAUUCGCCACUGCCAUGUAACAAAAUAAUGCUCGAUGGCGCAUUUCUUACCAAGAAAGACUUGCUAUUCGAUGACGCAGUUUGGUGCCACUAUGAUUUUAAUUACAUAUACUACCCCGGGAAAGUCCGUGGAUACAACCCUUCAACAAAAUUUGUUGAAGUUUUAUUUGAAUCUGGCGUCUCGAAUUUUAAAGAGGAAGACAUCCACUAUUUGGAUUUAAUGGUAGGGGAAAUAGUGAUUUGGGACUCAAAACAAUAUACUGUCGUAGCUUUGUCUCGCCAGUCUUCUGACCCUUGCGCAAUAAGAUGCAUACGAGGCUAUGAUACGGUGCAUCUCAAAAAGAGAAAUAAGAACGGAGAGCUCGGGAAACGAACGUUGAUUAAACCAAUUUCAUCUGUCACAUUAACUGUUGAUCUGUGGGCGAAAAGACCCAAAAUCAUAUUAUCAAGUGAGCACCAAGAUCGCGCCCAUGCUUUUGAGGAUUUGCGGCACCCAAUAAGAGGGAGAAAGAACACUACAUUAGUUACACCUGUAACACCAAGUUGCGAAAUGACUGGGCUACCUCAAGAGCGAGAGCAUCUUGAAAGGAAUAACUUCUCGCAUCCUCACUUAGAGCGAGAACCGAAUAGUGCUGAUGACUUGCAAAAGACCGCAGCAAACCAGAGCACAGAAAAAAUCUUCGAGAAAUGCCUCUUUAUCCUGACGGGUAUUAGUGACCGUAGGAGAAGAAAGUUAUCAUCAAUGAUAAAGGGAGAAGGCGGCGCCAUCUCCAAAACGUGUUUUUCAAGUAUAUUAGAAUUUGAGGCAUCUGGCAAAAUCAAAUCUGACAUUUUUGAUCUGUCAUCAUUGAGGUUCGUUUGCCUAAUCACCUCAAAACAUUCAAGAAGUUUGAAAUAUCUGGAGACUCUGGCACUGGGUUUGCCCACAUUACACUAUAAAUUUCUAGAAUAUUGUGUCUACCGAAAGACUCUUGAUAUUCAAAGCAUCUUUCAGUUCCUUCUCCCCUCAGGAGAGAGUAGCCGGCUUUUAUUAGAUUCCAGUCUGAAGUCGGGGGCAAUAAAAUCUAACAACAUUUUCCAUUUUUACUCAAAACUCAUUAGCGGAGCCUCGAUUGAGGACCAGCUAAACUCAAGGCUUCCUAAGAUGCAAGAGUAUGACGUAAUUAUCUGCGGAAGCUCUGAACUCGAUGAAUUUAUUCAUUUUAUUUUCCAUGCGUUAGGAGUACGGUCUGUCAAAGCUUUAAAUUUCGACUUCAGAGAAAAUGUUUUCAGUACAACAGAGGGUCCCGAUGACAUCAGUAGUUUGGUUUCGAAAGUUUCAAACCACUUGGAGGAUGCUCAUAGGAAACUUUCAAAAGGGCUCAAUAUUCUGGCAUACAUCAACUUGAUGGACGGGAAAGAUGGCACAAGCCAACAUUUGACUCAAAAUUUGAAAAGUUUGUUUGAUUCAAAAGAAAAUAUUCAUAUUGAAGAGAAAGAAUGGCUAAUACAGACCGUAAUCAAUGAGAACACAGGCCACUGGGCAUAA